This is a messenger RNA of Beta vulgaris subsp. vulgaris (sugar beet), 1748 nucleotides long. RefSeq lists its product as uncharacterized. The record is from RefSeq and is a predicted model, not a curated record. NCBI's taxonomy places the organism in Eukaryota, Viridiplantae, Streptophyta, Magnoliopsida, Caryophyllales, Amaranthaceae. Bases 525 to 1748 code for a protein of 407 amino acids. The transcript is spliced from 3 exons.
GUGUCCGACCAACCAUCACCUUAUGGCGCAACAUGUUUAAGUUGGUCGAGAUGAUGGCCGGGGACAACGGACCGGGCUGGUGGUAUUUUCAGGCCCGACCUGGGUAUAAGGUGGUGCUCGAUCUCCCCUCUUCUCAAAAGGGGUUCAGAAGGGAAUUUGCCUUCAUCUAUUAUGGUGGUGACUGGGGUAUCCCGACUGUCCGACCGGACGUGGAACCGAACCACGAAUUAAAUUUCCGGGUUCCCGAGAUGUCUGAGGAGGAGGCGGUUGCUGCUAUUUAUCUGCAAACCGAGGCCCAGAUUGUUCAAGGGGGGGAGGUCUAUGUUGCUAGCAACUGGAUUCCGAGCUGCCGGCUCUUCAAAAGCGAGCAUGUUCUGUUGGCGGUCGGACUGAGCCGGACAUUCCCCCGGGGUAAUCGGCCGAGGGGGUUGCUUUAUAUGCUUUAUGUUCAUGCUUACAUUUUUUAACUUGUGUUUCUUUUUGCAGCUUGCUCUUUGUCAAGUCUCUUGGAAUCCGACCCAGAUAUGGCCGAAAAGCUUAACUAUGCUGCAAUGAGGGCCGCUCAGCUGAAAGCCGAACUGAAAGCCAAGAAGAUAGGCAUCCCAAAGAGCCCCAAGGAUCCUUCGAAGCCCAAGGCCUCGAAGAAGAGGAAAGAACGGGACCCGGAGAAGGUGGCGAAAACCGCCAAGGCCUUGGCCAAGGACCAAGCUGAGAAGGCCAAAAAGGCCAAGUCUGUAGAAGUUAAUAGCCCUCGCCCCGAGGAGAAGGCUGAUAAAUCCGAGGGGACCCGCAUUUCUGUCCACUCGGAGGACUUCCGACCAGUUCGGAGUCCUCAAUACACGCCGGCCACCCCUCGUGGCCCCCAUGAUGACCCAGAAGAGCUUAGCCUUGCCCUGUCCAAGCCCUUCGCUGAGUUGGACGUCCACGGGCUUGACACUCGCUGGACUAACGCGGUCGAGUGCUUGUAUAGCCCGACCGACCGGGAAUACAUUGCGCAAACCAGCGGCCCAGAGGAGACGAACGACCUGUUCCGUAGCUGGGUUGAGUUCUCCGCUCGGCUGGUCAAUGUGGCUCGGAACAAGGUGCACCUGGCCGACAAGGUAUCUGACUUGGAGGCUCGAGGUAAAAAGCACUACGAGGAGCUCCGCGCUGCCAGGGAGGGCCAGAGGAUAGCCGAGGCCGACCUCGUCAACGCCAAGCGCUGCAUUGAUCGGGACCAAGAAGAUUUUAAGGCCGAGCCGGCCCAGUGGGAUUUGGCCAAGCAGGCGCUCAUCAAGGAGAGGGACGAGGCCGUGAUUGCCAAGACGGCUGCUGAGGCCCGAGUUGUGGAGGCGGAAGGCAAAAUAACCGAGCUGCGCUUCCAACUGGCUGAGCUGGAAAAGGCUCCCAAAACCGAGGACCAAUGGUUUGCGGGUUGGAAGGAGACCAAGGCUUGUACCGAUUUUGUUAACGAGGUCGGCUCUACUGCCCAGAAGAUGGGGGUGGAUGACGCCCUUAAGCGAAUGAAGGCGGCCUUGGCCAGAUCCCACCCCUCUCUUCCCUGGUCCGAGGUGAAGGGAAGCUAUGAUGCCCUUCUGAGGGAGGAAGACCAGGCCUUGCUUGCCGAGCUGCAUAUCGCUUUGUCCGAUGAGGACGAUGAUGAAGAUGGCGAUGAGGCGGAGGUUGCUGAGGAACAGGACCAAGGGGUCGCCAGGUCCGAGGAACAUCAUGACAGCACCAAUGAUCAGACCGAACCCCCUGCAACUUAG